CCACAAAACUAAAAACUUGCAAAAACCAAUUUCAGUCGCGCGUUCGAAGUGAUUGGUCGUUCGUAAUCAGAUUUCCGACCGCGCAACUUUGUGUUGUGUUACAAAAAUAUAAUGCCUUUCAUAUCAAAAGACUGGCGUUCUCCAGGCGAAGAGUGGGUCAAAACACAAGAAGGAUGGGAGAAGAAGAAAGUGUUGGAAUGCACCGCGCAAAGAUAUGCUGCUAUCUCUAACUAUAAUAACUCAGAUGAUAAUCAGCAGAAGUGGAUCGGAACCAGUGAAGAAGGAGACAAAGGGGCAGACGAUGUUGUCGCCAGAGUACCGCCACACUGCCACAUCACAAUUAAAUGCACAAGAGAGAUUGCAGGCUUCAACGGCUUGUCCGAGGCGGUGCGUCGGUUAGAUUUCUCCUCCGCCGUCCGCGACGUGCGCAGGUUCAAUUACAUCUGCGCGCUGCUAGAGCUGCUACUGGGGGGACAAAAGUUGACCAACUUGCCGGGCGCAGCUCAGAAACUACUGUUGUCUAUGCUCGAGCAGCUGGCUGAUCAAGUUGCACAAUCAAAACAGAACCUUAACGCGCUUCGAGCGCUGCUAGUAGCGCUGUCCGCUUUACGAGAAGCGGAGCGACGAGCGUGCUGGGGCAGACCGCUGGGAUCCCGCGCUUUGUGGGGACACCACGACCACGCCAUCGCUAGGAUAAACCACAUCGCCAAUAGCAUUCGAAUACAGGAGCCGGGACCGGAAGUAGUGCCUAAACUUCACGAUUUGCCUGAGGAAUGCAUCAGGGAGAUUAUGUUGAGGAUAUCGGACCACAGGGAUUUAGAUUCAGCGUCAUCAGCGUGGCCAGUAAUGGCGUCGGUGUGCUCUGAGCAGCGCGUGUGGCGCGAGCUCGUCACCUUCCACUUCACACAGCAGCAGAUAGACUCCCUGCACAAAGGCGACGACACCAAGGACGUGGACUGGAAGAAGGUCUUCCAUCAGCUGCGGAAGUUGUACGGCCUGCGCGAGGACGCUCAGUACGCGGAGACCCUGUCCUUGUGCCGACACUGCAAGUGCCUUUUCUGGCGAUCGCUCGGACACCCCUGCAUAGCUGAUCAAUGUCCGGAGUACCGCGAGCGGCUGCGUGAGGCGGGCGGGCCGCUGCCGCCGCACCCCGUGCCGCCCAAAGCCUUCCUCAAGUUCUUCUCGCUCUAAACGUUACACUUCCUCAAAUGGAAUACGCUACCGGAACACUCAACCCUCGCUUUCAUGUAAACUAUCAAAUGGAUACUACUAUACUUUAUCCAUGGAAAGACGUUAGUUUAGGGCUCUCUCUGUUAGAUAAUCUCAUACAAAUGACAGAGCCAAAAAACUCAGCCAGUUAACCAUUAUGAGACACUGACCCUCAAGUUUUUGCUUUUUGUAUUUUACAUAGUAUAUCCCGAAAAAAUAAAGAAUUGCCUUGGGAUUUUUAAAAUUAAAACCAACCAUACGGGCUAGCGAAUGUGCGGAUUUGCGGAACGAUACGAUUGACACCGGCCACACAAUUCGCUAUACCAUAAUCAUUUACCGAAGUGGAGUGGAGCCGAACCUUAAGGUUUUUCACUCACUUACACAUUGGUAUGAGUGAUGUGACAUUUGGCGAUCCGGGGUGAGUAGUUACUCGUUCAUAUUCCGGGCUCGGUUGCGAAAUUGAUAUGGCGAGUGACGAAUUUGUAAAUGCAGGGUUAAAGUCUGAGCGAAGCAUGAGCAAAACUUUGAUCAAUUCAUUGACCGAAAGAGCAAAAUCAAAGCAGACUCUUAUGGAGUAUAGAUCCCAAUUCUCAAGCAAGAGUUUUCCAAAUCUGUUACCUACGUUUUCGAUAAAAAAUAACUCAUCUGAGUACAUGAAAUAUGCUUUGCAAAACUAAUUUAUUUCAAAGACUUUGACUAUUGAUCAAAAAUACUUAUCAUAAUAUAUUCUUAUACGAUGAUGGUAUCAAUAAAAUUCAGCAACUAAAUUAUAGUUUUAACGUUAAACUAUUGUGAGUGAGUUCCAUCAUAAGUAUAGAUUGUUACGGCUAUACUCCCCACCUCAGGCGCCUGUGGCUUGUAGUCUCAACCGCGACGCGCAGCGAGCUGAGUCCUUAUGAAAAGGGCCCUGGAUGGGUUUGAAACUAGUGGGGCUUAAGUCCACUAAAUACCAACAAUAUCAGUAACAAUCUAUACUUAUGACUAAAUUGUUAAUAGAACUAAAAUCAUUAACCGAUCAUUAUAUUUAAAAAGCUAAAAGUAGUCCUAAGGUUAAAAAGUGGCAAAAUUCAGAAUGCUUGUAAAACUGUUCUAUGAUCAUAUCUUGAAAUCGUCCAAUAACACCUAGUUGUCAUAAAAAUAUUCUAAUAUGAUGCAAAAAAAAUGUAGAAUAUUCUUGUAAUAGUAGU
Maniola jurtina (meadow brown) is the source of this 2396-nucleotide messenger RNA. RefSeq names its product F-box only protein 32. Gene Ontology annotation, cellular component: SCF ubiquitin ligase complex; cytoplasm; nucleus. Gene Ontology annotation, molecular function: protein binding. The record is from RefSeq and is a predicted model, not a curated record. The transcript is spliced from 9 exons. The coding region runs from base 112 to 1191 and encodes 359 amino acids. Gene Ontology annotation, biological process: protein ubiquitination. Lineage: Eukaryota; Metazoa; Arthropoda; Insecta; Lepidoptera; Nymphalidae.